UCAGUAAUUUUAAAAGAUGUCAGCCCCCUGUGUAGUCACGCUUUUGCGCAGAAAUCAGAAUAUUCACAAUAAUAUAUCGUUUGCUGCCAGAAAAAUGAGAGGAAGAUUAAGUAUGAAUUCUGUUUCCUGCAUUGAGGCAUUAAGCUUACCAGGUCAAAGGUCAGUUUGGCAGAGUACCAUUAGGUCAAUGAUUCAUAAACCAACUAGUGAGCCCACAGAUCAAGAAACAAACCUACUAGAUGACUGUGAUAAAAGGGAAAGAGAUCCUGAAUUUUACACACCUGUGCCUCCUGAAAGCGCGGAGCAGCAAUCUCUUCUUUUAGCCAGACCUUCAUGUCAACCUGAUGACUCUAGGAUCUCAAGAGUUGCUAUCAUAGGCACACCAAACUCUGGAAAAUCAACACUCAUUAAUAGUCUCCUUGGAAGACGGAUAUGUGCUGUCUCACAGAAGGUACACACGACCAUGAGCAAUGCUUUGGCUGUCAUCACCAACAGGAACACACAAGUGGUCCUUCUAGAUACUCCUGGUCUGAUUAACUACACUCAAGGCAGAAGACACAAGUUGCCAAGAUCACUAUUAGUUGAUGCUAAGAACACCUUACUGGAAUCAGAUCUUGUUGCAGUUUUGGUUGAUGUAUCCAACAAGUGGACCAAUAUGAAACUAGAUCAAGAAAUUCUGCUUCAACUCUACACGCAUUCUCAUCUUCCAUCAAUUCUGAUUCUUAAUAAGGUCGAUGCAUUGAAGACCAAACAGUCUCUGUUUGAAAUCACAGAGUCUUUAACAGAAGGUGUGGUCGACGGCAGAAAAUUUGUAUCUCCCAGAAGAAAGGGAAAGUUCAGUAAUCAUAUCAGAGAGAGUCUGAAAACUGAAGGGACAGAGAUGACGCAUGAUGAGGAGGAAAAUAAGUCAAGGACCGGUGAAAGGAAUUUUACUCCACUCAGGAGUGAUGUAUUAAGAGAUAGGCCAGGGUCAAAGGGCACCAGCCAAUGGUCAUUGGACAAUUCAGCUGUGAUGAUGGAUGAUGUCCAGGAGAUGAGCUUGCCAAAGUCAUCUGUCAGAGAAGAUGGUAGAAUUCAUGUUCAUGAUGGAUCAGGUAAUGACUGUGCAGAACUUACCAGUAGCAUUGCCAGCACUGACACUAAUAACAACCUGCAAACAAAUAAAUUUCUCAUGGCAGAUCAUGAGGCUGAUACAGUCAGUCAGGUGACAAAAGUCCCUAAUUUUUACAGAACUCAAGGAUGUGGAGAACAUGGGUCAGAUUAUGUGACUAGUGAUGCAAGUCUAGACAAAGUUGUCAACACAGUACAAUCACAUGACCUGGAAACGACAAAAAAAAACAUCAUGCAGCAGUAUACAGCCAACCUUUUUGAACUCUCAGAUGAUACAGAUGAGAUAGUUGCUAGGAAACAUGGACAGGGGGAGGAUACAGAGAGGAUAGAGGAGAUGAUGAAGUUGGAGACAGAGAAGGAAGAAAUAGAGAGACAACGAGAGGAGAGAAGAAGGAUAUGGAAAAUGGCCAAGGAAAAGAAUGGAUGGCCUGGAUUCAAGGCAGUCUACAUGGUGUCUGCUCUUCAUGGUGAAGGUGUGCAAGAUUUGAAGGAUUUCUUGUUGACCAGUGCAAAGCCAGGAGACUGGGAGUACCAUGAAGAUGUGGUGACCAACCUUACUCCAGAGGAGAUUCUUAGAGAAGCUAUCAGAGAGAAACUCCUUGAGACCCUUCCUCAAGAAGUACCCUACAACAUCUCACAGUCAACUGAAUUGUGGAGGACUGGUGACCAUGGUGAGCUGCAUAUUGUCCAGACUCUCAUUUGUCAAAAGAAAUCUCAUAUGAGGAUGUUAGAGAAGAAGUUGGCCUGGAUUGGUCGCCAAGCAACUCAAAACCUGAUGGAUGCAUUCCAUACUGAUGUCAAGCUCAGUCUCCAUGUCAGAUUUAAGAAGUGAAGUCUAUCAACUUUAUUUAUAGUAGUUACAAUAUAAAUCUGUAUUGCCUUUAUAUACAGUUCAAUAUCCUGUAAGAGGAACUUCACCCUGUCAAACAUUUCAUUGUAAAAAUAGAAGAAAAAAUAUUGCUGAUGGUUUGAGAAAAGUCCAUCAAAGAACUAAAAAGUUAUUAGAAUUUUUAUUAUGAGAUUUGCGACGUCAUAUGCAAGCAGCUUUCCUACAUAUCAUAUGGUUUUAAAAAAAUCAAUGAAAUGUAAAAUUCUCAGAAAAUUGAAAAUGGUUUUGAAGGGUACUGUCAGUAUAUGAAUAGACCAAUCAUUUUACACCCUUUCCUAAAAGGAAAACAAAAAUAAGUCAUCAUGAACCAUAAAAAAAUUAGAAAUUUAUGCAUUUUAUAUUCUUUAAUAACAUAUGGGGCAGCUGCUCAUUUAUGACGUCACAAAUCCAAAACUUCAAAUUCUUUCAAGCAAUCUUUAAAGAAUUCUCAUCAAACUUUCAUGAAAUAUUUACUAAUUAUUAUUCUGCUAUUUUUACAACAAACUUUUUUUAUGGGGUGAACUUUCCCUUCAAGUUGAAAUCUUGGGUCCACAGAAAUCUGUUUUGCUUAGGCAUAAUUAGAUUCAAAAGAUGUGAAUACAUGUAGUUCAUGUCUUGCUCAAUCUGGUCAGAUAAAUUGCUUUCAUUUAAUCCAUUAUUUUACUUGAAGAGAGUAGGUAGACUUAUGAAGGCUCGACUGUAUUAUUAUUAUCAUUUUUUAUUCGUAGAAUUUUUUUUUAAAGUAAAGUAUGCACACCAUGAGCACAAAGCACUGGAAGUUUCUGGGGUUCUAGAUGGUCUCUUAUUCACACCUAUUAUAGGGAUCUUCUUCCCAAAAUUUUAGCUCAAAUUUUGAGGUUAUUUAUUAAAAGUAGUCUUCUCACUAUACAUACUAUACUGUUAACAAGUCAAAGAACAAAUAACACGGAAUGAGAGUUGGAGGCAAAGUUUCAUAUAUUUCAGCAUUUCCCUUGCUCGAUUUGGAUGCUUCUGAAAAAAUAGCAUAAACACCAUGAAUGACAGUAUCUACAUCUCUAUAUUAUGAACAUUAGGGGUGUUUUUCUGGGGACGAAGGAGCAGCGAAGCGCCCGGUGACUCAAGCGUGAACGUGGGGUAUCGUCCCUUCACUUCAAGUCUUGCUGAAGUAACUGCCCCAGGUCAACAAAUUCCCCCUUCCAUAUUCUUUCUGAGAUAUUUCAACAAACUCCACUGUGAAUUGAGAGUUCAAAACAUCAAGAUCCUCAGAUACUUUAUCAUAGUUGGCUUUAGUGCAGUAGAUUAAGAUUUUAUGCUUUGGGUUCUUUAUUAGUCUAAUCAAAGCAUUCACAAAAACGAUGUCAUGAUCACUGAUGCCUGGUUGACUUGCAGACCAUCUACGAAUGCUGGGUUAUUCAUGAAGCACAAAUCCAAAAGGCUCUGUUCUCUUGUUGGCCUAUCAGCAUUUUAAUAAAGAUUAUGGUCCAGGGUGAUGUUGACCAUCAUUUUGCUUGGCCCAGGGUAUCUUCCACUUGGAAACAAGCAGCUGGAGGUCCAAUCAACAUCUGGCAUGUUGAUGUCUCCAAGCAACCAAACAGAGGCAUGGUCACAAAUUUUCUCUAAGGACGUAUACAGACAAUGCAUGUAAUCGAUUCCAGACUUGUGGGACUGGUAGCAUGCACCAAUAAAAACUGGUGCAACUCCCUUCACAUGGAGGUUAAUUCAUAUCAUUUCACAUUCAUUCUGGUUAAGAUCAUAUUCUUCCUGAGCUAUCAAAGUGUCUUUAACCACUAUGAAGACAUCCCCAUGUAUAUCUCCAGGGAUGCAACAGUCUUUCCGAGAGACCUGAAAGUUGGAUGCAAAUAUUUCUCCUGUCGCGAUGUUAUGAUGCAACCAAGAUACAGUGCCCACCACUGCAUCAGGAUUUCCUCCUGCAGAAGGUUUUGAAGAGAUACAAGAAAAAUUUUCUUACCUCAUUCCACAUAUUUUUUAUGGCAUUUGAGGAACGUCUCUUAGCAGGUAGUUGCUGAAGCUGCGUGUAGAACUUUUUUGCAGUGUUCGGCUUGUGCAACAUGAAAUCAGCAAUCUCCUCUGCAUCUCUGGAUGUUAGAUUCAUAUUUGCGUAUUUUAGAUUGAAUGAAUUCAAAACAUACACAUUUAUUUCAAGCAGCUCACUUUGCUGCUAGGUCCAGAUUACAUAAAAUCACCAAUAGACUUAACAAUUCGUUCAUAAGUUCAUAAAAUUUAUUUCAACUUUCGUACAUGUACAUAAAAGAUGUCAAAGACACCAUUACAGAGUAAAAUCACAUAACAUCAGAAUACAAAGCAGAAAAAAAGCUUAAAAAUUCAAAAGGUGAUAUUUCAUUGAUCGCAAAAUCAGGCGAGACUCUGUUUCACAAGCCACCAUGUUGUGAUCAUAUAUGUAUAAUCAAAAUUACAAAUACUCAUAAUAAAACAAUCACAAUGUAUGUGUUGGAACCUGUCUAUAGUGGCCACCCAAGCUGCCACACAAUCUUCCUCCAAGGGAAAUUGGUUUUAUUGGUCAUUAUCAAGACAGGUGACCACUAUAGACAGGUGGACACUAACACAAGUUUGACUCUAAAAUGAUAUGGGAGUCUUUGUGCUUUCCACAUUCUUGACAUGGUUUGGCCAGAGUUGGAAAAAAGGGACCCAUUCUUCUCAAGGAAGAAUGGUUCUCUGUCCCCUCUUUUCCUCUUUCCAAAUCCUGGUGUAAAGCUCCUAAACUCCAUAUAAGCCUCGAGAAGACUCUGGGCGUAAUUGUCUAUGAUAAUGUGAGCCGCCCCAUGCGUGCAAUAGGUCUUGUGCUCCUUGACCUGUUGAAUAUAAGCAAAUCAUUCCUCUGUCAGCAAUAAAAAAAGCCAAAAUCUUAUAGGUUGUUUGAUCAAUACCAUCUGUAAAAAUUGAUUAGAAUGGAUAUUUUGUCAGAAUGGGCUGUAAUACCUCGGUCACAUUUGCUCUACGACGUGUCGAAAACAGCUGUUUUAUUCAUUUUUUUUUUCAAACCACUCGAACUUAAACUUGAAAACAUCUGUUUUCGACUUGCCAUAUGGCCGCCUUAGAGCAAAUGUGACCAAGGUAUAAGUGGUCAUAUCCCACCUUAAAUUUCCUUAUUUUCCAACAUUCGUUUCACAUUUAUAUCAUAAUUGUAUAUAUUAAAAUAGUAAACUCCUAUGUCUUAUACUUGAAUGUUCAUAAGAAAAGGCGACUUUGCUAUAUGGUACAUGUCAAAAUUGGACCACAAAUAUGGAAAGUUUAUAGCAACACCAACACAUUCCAAAGCCUUUAAGAGGGGAAUUGUGUCAAAUCACCAGGGCAUUUGUAACAUUGGCCCUUGAUCAGAUGUAAAAAAGAGGAAAUGUUUAUUUCAAGAUCACCAAGUCAACAUUGAUGCAAUAUUAAAUUGCAUAGUAAAUGUGGGCAAGACUGGUUGAGACAUUCCCCUUAUUGCUGAUUGGAUGUAUCAAAUGAAAAUAUAUCAAUCAAUUUAAAUCAAACAAUUUAAACUUUGAAAUUUGAAGAAGGACCUCAAGUAAAUUUUGCACUUCACAAGAAUAAUGUUAGAAAAUUGAAUUAGUAUGUAAAGCAAAAAAGGGUGAAUUAUUCUUUUCUGAUAUACCUUAAUUUAUAAUGUUUUGUCAACAGUUUUUCCAUUCUGAACCUCUGAUAAGUGAAGGGUGCUGCAUAUUCCUCCCCAUCCAGCAUUUUGCAGCUCUAUCUCAACUAGAAGAGCAUUUCUGACAGGCCUUACUACCUGUUCCCAACUCUCACACUCUUCUCCGUUGUACUUCUAUGUAGAGAAUGUAAGCAAACGUGUAAAUCGAUAAGAGAAGGGUGCUGCAUAUUUCCCCCGUCCAGCGUUUUGCAGCUCUAUCUCAACUAGAAGAGCAUUUCUGACAGGCCUUACUACCUGUUCCCAACUCUCACACUCUUCUCCGUUGUACUUCUCUGUAGAGAAUGUAAGCAAACGUGUAAAUC
Messenger RNA from Lytechinus pictus (painted urchin), 5950 nucleotides. RefSeq names its product GTPase Era, mitochondrial-like. The transcript has 11 exons. Gene Ontology annotation, biological process: ribosomal small subunit assembly. Gene Ontology annotation, molecular function: ribosomal small subunit binding; GTP binding; rRNA binding. Gene Ontology annotation, cellular component: mitochondrial matrix. The record is from RefSeq and is a predicted model, not a curated record. The coding region runs from base 17 to 1942 and encodes 641 amino acids. Lineage: Eukaryota; Metazoa; Echinodermata; Echinoidea; Temnopleuroida; Toxopneustidae.